AUGGCAUCACCACAAUUCAUUGAAUCUCUAACGAGAUUGAUUAAUGAAGAAAUGAAUCAACAAAUGCAUCAAUUGAAAGAAGAGAAUAAACAAUUAAAGGUAGAAUUGAAUACGAUGAAGUUUGAAUUGAAUAGUGUGGUUAAACUCUACUCCAAAGUCAAGUCUGAAUAUGAAAGAUUAGUGAAAACUACUCAAUCAACGAAUACAACUAUAACGACUGAUAAGAUUAAUAAACCUUUACAAAUAUCAAAAUUAAAGAAUAUAGGUUUGCCUAAUCUAACUAAAUCAUUUAAAGAGAUUGCAAGUUAUGAAAAUAAUGAAGAUGAUAGAUUAAAGAAUGUGCGGCAAUUUCAAUCGCUUUAUGAAUCAAAUGCUACAGUGUUACCACCACCAAAGAAGAAACAAAAAUCGAAUGAAGAAACUCCAAGAUCUGAUGAUGAGUUUCGAUUAUUACCUACACAAUAUUCCGAUGAUGAAGAAGAUCCGGUAUUAAAAUCAUCACCGGUGAAGAUUUCACCUUAUAAGCCCCAUGAUAAUGGAUUUGUAUCUCCCAAGAAACCAACGAGAACGCUCCCGAAUGAAUCUAAUCGAGAUAUUCAUUUAAUGUCAACUCAAUAUACUGCUAGUUCAUCAGUUCCUAAUUCGCAAACAGAAAUCCCAUCUUCAUCACCUCAAAAAGUGGAAGAAAUAGUAGAAGAUUCUCAACAACAAGAAGAAGAAAUAACAUUGAGUGCUAAAGUUGUUGAUGAUGAAUUAACUAAAUUCAUUGCUGAAUUUAAACCCAAGACUAAAUUAAAGAGAAUUCAAUGUGUGAUUAAUUUUUAUGAUAAGAAAUAUCAAACUGAAGAAACAUUUAUGAUUAAUUUAAAGAUAAAUCCUAUUCAUGAACAAGGAUGGAAAUUAUCUGAUUUUAAACCAAAUCCGAUCUGGAUUAAAAAGAGAAAUGUGAGUUAUGUAAAAACACCAGGAGGGAAGACAUUUGAAAGGAGGAUUGGGAUAACUAAACUGGAAGAAAAUAAAAUUCGGAAAUUUUAUCAAGUUGUGAAUCGACAAGGAGAAGAUAAUGACGCAUAUGAAGGGAUUACAUCUGAAGAAGAAGACGAUGGUAAUGAUGAUGAUGAAUAUGAAGAUCAAAUUAGUCAGAUAUUUGAUAAAUUAGCCUCACCACCAGGAUUUAUGCAAAGUGAAUUUCCUGAUAGUGAAGAAAGAAUUAGACGCCGAGAAAUUAUUAAUGCUCGACAAAUAAGACGAUUAAAAAGAAGAAUUAAAGCAUGUAUACAAGUUAAUAAAUUUAAAGAGCAAAUGGGAGAAUUUGUGUUUAGUUUAGAAAUUUUAAAUAAGUAUGUUAAAGCUAAUCGAUUCACAUUAUGA
Molecule: messenger RNA, 1371 nt
Organism: Scheffersomyces coipomensis
Lineage: Eukaryota; Fungi; Ascomycota; Pichiomycetes; Serinales; Debaryomycetaceae
Product: ssDNA endodeoxyribonuclease
Exons: 1
Coding region: 1-1371 (456 amino acids)
Source: RefSeq, a predicted model, not a curated record